This is a messenger RNA of Lytechinus pictus (painted urchin), 3711 nucleotides long. Its product is annotated as retinol dehydrogenase 7-like. Gene Ontology annotation, biological process: steroid metabolic process. Lineage: Eukaryota; Metazoa; Echinodermata; Echinoidea; Temnopleuroida; Toxopneustidae. The transcript is spliced from 6 exons. Gene Ontology annotation, cellular component: intracellular membrane-bounded organelle. Gene Ontology annotation, molecular function: oxidoreductase activity. The record is from RefSeq and is a predicted model, not a curated record. The coding region runs from base 274 to 1287 and encodes 337 amino acids.
UCACAAUCGUUCCAAAGUCCACUGAGGGGAGCUGGUUAAUAUUUAACAAAAAGCUUUUCAAUACACGUCUAAUACAGUCGAGGUGAGGUACCGUUUACAUGCUUUGGCGUCUGGUAAGACCGGUAAAUACACGGACAAGUUGAAGGUGCACAGUCAUGACUGCUACGUAUUUGAGAUUCUUUUCCAAUAGAAGUUAGUUAGCUGCAUUCAACAAGGGAGUUUGAGGGUCUGCACACCGAUCUUGAACAUCUACAGAAAUCUUUCACUACCAAAAUGGAGGUCCAAUGGCAGUGGGUCGUGAUAACAUUGGCUUUAAUAUUCGUUUUCUGGAUCGUUUUCUCGUUUCUUGAAAGUCUUCUCCGUUCUUCGUUAAUACCAAACGUUACUGACAAAUACGUAUUAGUGACUGGAUGUGAUAGUGGAUUUGGUAGCAUUGUGACACGCCAGCUUGAUAAACGAGGAGUUCAUGUAUUCGCUGCAUGUUUGACGUUAAAGGGUCAAAAAGAGGUAGAAUCGAAAACAUCGGAUAGGGUUAUUACAUUCAGACUCGACGUCACUGACCAUGACAGUGUCCUAGCCGCUUACGACUUCAUCAAAAGUAAAUUACCCAAAGAUAAAGGUCUCUGGGGUCUUGUAAACAACGCUGGUAUUGCUAAUUCACCCGGGCUCAUUGAUUGGUGCACUAAAGACGACUAUAAACGCGUCAUCGACGUCAAUCUCCUCGGCGUUAUCGACGUCACAUUGAUUUUCUUGCCUCUUCUCAAGAAAGCUCGAGGUCGUGUAGUAAACAUUGCUAGCGCCCUCUCUCGGGUGGCUUUAGGAGCAGGAGGAUACGCGGAGUCCAAGUAUGGCGUACAGGCUUUCUCGGAUACACUCAGGAGAGAGAGUCAGAAGUUUAACUAUGGGAUCAAAGUUAGUAUUCUCGAGCCUGGAUUUUUCCGAACACAGCUGACCAAUCCUGACAAGACUCGAUCCGAGAUCAAGAAGAGUUGGGAUCGAUUAUCAAAGGAAAAACAAACCGAAUAUGAACCUGACACACCUGAGAAGCUAUCGAAUGCCUACAUUAACUUCAUGAACUUCGUCUCUUCACCGAACCUGACCAUCGUAACUAACGCCAUGAUGCAUGGGUUACUGGCCCGCUGGCCAAGAACAAGGUACUCAUGUGGACUUGAUAUGAAGGUUAUUUUUAUCCCUCUCUCCUACGCUCCGACCUGGUUCACUGAUUUCAUCAUACUAAGGCUUGGUAGAAAUGAUGAGCCACCUCAAGAGAAAGAGGAGACUUCCUAACAUUGAAAUAAAGAACGAUAUCGAUAUGAUCUUUAGACAUAAGAGGUGCGAGGUUUUCAUCCUAUAAGAGUGUUUUGUUAACAUAGUCAUCUGAUACAGGGACCAUGCAAGAAACACAAUCAGGGGGGUGUUUCACAAAGAUUUAAGUAUGACUUAAGUCGCACUUAAAUGCCGACGCGUACAUGAUAUGCAACGUGCGAUCUUUUUGACGAUACGCAGUUCAGUGCGCGUCCUCUUGAUACGAUCUGACUAAUGGGUUCAAGCCUUCCAUACCAUACGCAACUCGGUAUUAAAGUGCAACUCUAAGUCAUACUUAAAUCUUUGUGAAACACCCCCAUAUGGCAUUUUUUACAUUUUUUUACGAGGUUUUAGAAAAAGUGUGGGGGGCAGAAGCCCACCAAGCCCCCCCCCCCCCCGUUUCCGCGGCCCCGUGACAAGUUAACAACUUUGCUUGAUUAUGAUUAGCUAAGAUGGGUAAGUUACUUUGGUUACUGUCUAAUAUGAUGUCAUAUGAAACAUCUGACAUCUGACAUUUCAUGGAAUAUUCCCCCAAAAUAGGAGUUGACACAUUUAUCUAAUGGACGCAUAACAUACGUUUUUCCAUUAACAUGCUCAAAGCGCUUUACAAAAAAGAAGGAAAUUCUGCUCUCCAAGUGCUCACAAAAACAUAUAAAGGGGAUAUUAUUGAGAAAACAAAUAUAUGUUUUUAGCUUAUUUUUGAAUAUUUGUAAUGAAGAAUAAAAACCGAUAUUGUCAGCGAGACUAUUCCAGAUACUGCAUGGGACCAGUGAAGCUAAUACAUUGCUGACAUUUCUUGGAGUUCAUUUUACUAGGAACAUGUACACAAACAAAGCAAUUUAAAAGUAAUUCUUUUUCUUGCAUUGCUACCAUAAAUAUAUAAAUAAAUAUUGAUUCAUGUAACAAUGUUCCAAGAACAGCAAAUCGCUCAAACAUGCAGAAGAUUCCAGGGUGCAUUAACAAUAAGGAUAAUAAUUAUUUCUUACUGGAAAUACUGUAGAUUAAAUUAGUUAUAAAAUAAAUUUAUUCACAGCCUGAAAUAGAUGAAAUUCCCUUUUCUAAGCAUGGUCCCAUACUUCUCAUUUUUAUUGCUCUCCUUUCCCACCGAGGACACCGUACGUGAUAUUGAUUUUAAUUGCACAGCCAAAUCGCCGCUUUCUUCAUAUAUUAUAUUUUGUUUCCUCUUCUACUGUCCCCAUUUCCUGAUUUUCACAUAAAAAAUCAAGGUGAAUGAGGCGUUCAUCAAACCAUGGACCUACUAGUAGGUCCAUGAUCAAACCAACUCAAAGUUUGGGUGUUCACUUCAAAUAUGCUGUUCAAUACUUUAACCUAACAUAAUUCAUGCAUUACCAUUGUCACAUUUGUCGUAUAUAUCAUAUGAUAGUUGUAUACGAUAAUUAUUUUUAUGAUUUAAAAAAAAUAUUGGAUAGUGUUAUGUGUUUGCAUUCGAAGGAUUUGAAAUGAAUAUGUGCAGAACGAUACAACCACACCGCUGUCCUUUACUCGUCUGUUAUAAAUGUUUGUUAUUUAAAGGACAAGUCCACCCCCCAAAAAAUGAUUUGAAUAAAAAGAGAAAAAUCCAACAAACAUAGCACUGAAAAUUUCAUCAAAUCGGAUGUAAAAUAAAAAAGUUAUGACAUUUUAAAAUUUUGCUUAAUUUCUGGCUGGUACUGGCUGGCACAUACUGGCUGGUAUGCAAAUGAGGAGACUGAUGACGUCAUCCACUCACUAGUUCUUUUGUAUUUUAUUGUAUGAAAUAUUCUAAUUUUCUCCUGAUUGUCAAGUGAAACAACGAUUUCUUCCCCCCUGAACAUUUGAAAUAAGCAUUGUUCAAUACUAUAUGGUUCAGUCAAGUCAGUCCUUAUUGUCAAAUCUGUAAAAAAUGAAAUAUUGUAUUAUUCAAACAAUAAAAAACCAAAGAAAUAGUGAGUGAGAGACAUCAUCGACUGUCUCAUUUGCUUGUCACCGAGUUGUGCAUACCAAUUUUGUGAAAAAUAAGCGAAACUUUAAGAUGUCAUAACUUUCUAAUUUUACAUCCGAUUUUGAUGAAAUUUUCAGUGUUAUGCUAGUUUGAUUUUUCUCUAUUUAUUCAAAUCAACAUUUUUAUGGGGUGGACUUGACCUUUAAGGGUUAGAUUUUCUAUAAAAAAAACUUAUUCAAGAAUGAAUAUCAUGAAUAUGGUGCAACUGUGACAACACUCAUGUGGAAUUAAUAUCAUAUUUGGUUUUUCUUUCAAUUUAAGCGGGAAGUACCCGUUUAAUUUAGUAACGGGUAAACAUUUCCUAUUGCGUAAAAGCAGUAUUUGUUUUAUGAUGUAUUAUAUUUGAUAAUGAAAUAAAUGUAUAGAAUUACGAUUUCAAUCUGUUAAAAUCAGGAGCAUCCACGGGUGGUCAUUUCGAAACUUGA